AAAGGUUGAAUGAGAAGGUGCAUACUGUAUUCUCGCGUCGAGGAUUCAACUUCAGGAGUUGCCUGUUACAGGCUCAACACCUUACGUAACGGUACGCCCGAUGCCUUUCUCGUCGAGAGAGCAGCCUCUACACUCGAACAGAACAUGUCGUUGGCCCGAGCUGGUCGCAUUGCACGCCUGAACAGGCCCUGCAGGCCUCACGUCGCGUCCAGAUUUUCUUCAAGCCAUGCUGGCGAGCAUGAUCAACAUCACCAUGAUGCCCACGCCGACGCUAUCGCAUUCCCUCGCGAAGAUUUCUCUGCUCCUAUAUGGCGGAGAUUCAUACUCUAUAGCCUGCUAGCCGUCGGCUUCUACAAAUUCGCCCCGUCGCCAAAGGAGGACAAUCCCUUCUCCCGAUUCCUUGACCAGUAUCGAACCCCACAAGAGGUCUGGGCAGCCGUGAAUUUGAAGCAUCUUGAGCUCUCCGCUCAGUCGCAGGUUGAUAAUCUCCUGGUUGCGGAAGCCAAGCGGCCACCUGUUCACCGAUUCAGGUAUCCUCAGGCAUUUGAACAAUACUCUCCGCAUCUGAGACCCAUUGGAACUACCGUUGAUUUCGGCGAUCUUGUUAUAAAGGGGGACAAGGCAUAGACAUAGACAUAUAUGGAUAUUUUGCUUAUGGGCAACCGCGUUCAUUGUCUCCAGAACAUACUCCUCUCACCUGUUAACCUUACCCAAUUUCAAAACAUGACUGCACUCCAUGAU
This is a messenger RNA of Somion occarium, 741 nucleotides long. The record is from the annotation of a GenBank genome assembly. NCBI's taxonomy places the organism in Eukaryota, Fungi, Basidiomycota, Agaricomycetes, Polyporales, Cerrenaceae.